CGUGGGUUCAGCCGAAUGAGAAGCAAAACCACACUUCCGAAAAUGUUAGGAGCUGCCCUUCGCUUGCUGUGAGGCCUCCGGAUCCGGAGCUGGUUUUCAAAUGAGAGCCUAUCUACUGAAUGGAAUUUUCAUAUUUCGCUGUCAUUUUGAUGCUCUCCUCUGGGCUUCAUCACUUCUACCAGGCACUUCCUGCGAGAAUGGGGGCAGGCGCUCUCGCCAUCUGUCAAAGUAAAGCAGCGGUUCGGCUGAAAGAAGACAUGAAAAAGAUAGUGGCGGUGCCACUAAAUGACCCGAGGAGCUCGACCUAUAAGAAGUUAUUUGGAGUCAGCCUCCAAGAUCUUCAGCAGCAGGGGCUCACGGAGAACGGUGUUCCAGCUAUAGUGGGGACUAUAGUGGAGUACUUGGUGAAGCAUGGACUCACCCAGGAAGGCCUCUUCAGGGUGAAUGGCAACGUGAAAGUGGUGGAACAGCUCCGAUGGAAGUUUGAGAGUGGAGCCCCGGUGGAGCUUGGGAAAGACGGGGAUGUCUGCUCAGCGGCCAGUCUGUUGAAGCUCUUCCUCCGGGAGCUGCCAGGGAGCGUGGUCACCGCAGCCCUGCACCCUCGAUUCGUUCAGCUCUUUCAGGAUGACAGAAAUGAUGCUCAGGAGAGUAGCUUAAGAGACUUAAUAAAAGAGCUGCCUGACACCCACUACUGCCUCCUCAAGUACCUAUGCCAGUUCUUGACAAAAGUAGCCAAGCACCAUGUGCAGAACCGCAUGAAUGUUCACAAUCUCGCCACUGUAUUUGGGCCAAAUUGCUUUCAUGUGCCACCUGGGCUUGAAGGCAUGAAAGAACAAGACAUCUGCAACAAGAUAAUGGCUAAAUUACUAGAAAAUUAUAAUACUCUGUUUGAAGUAGAGUAUACAGAAAAUGAUAACCAGAGAUGUGAAAACCUGGCUAGGCUUAUCAUAGUAAAGGAAGCCAGUUGUAAGAACCCCUUACCUAACAUCCUUCAAACAAAAGACUUAGAAAGAGAUAUGCAAAAACCAUCUCCAAAAUCCAGGAUCCCCAAAUCCAGGAGUGAGGGAGCUCUUCAGGCUCACAGAGUUCCACAACCAGAGCUCUGUGAUGGCGUCCCUCAGGUCAGCCUGUGGCUAAGUCGUAGAAAACCCUGCUGGGAUGACAUGAAUUCAGCAGAGGAUGCUAAUGUUGCAAAGCUGGUAUCCAGCCUAUGCCUGCCUUUGAUUAUAAACCUCCUGAAGGCAAGGAGCAGUUCACAGGAAGAUGAAAGACCUAUGUCACCUUUCUAUUUGAGCACGCAUGUAUCCCAAGUCAGCAAUGUUUCAGCAACUGGAGAACUCUUGGAAAGAACCAUCCGGUCAGCAGUAGAACAGCAUCUUUUUGAUGUUAACAGCUCUGGAGGCCAAAGUUCAGAGGAUUCAGAAUCAGGAACGUCAUCAGCAUCUCUGGCCCUGUCUGCCAGACAGCGCCGCCGCCAGUCCAAAGAGCAGGAUGAAGUCCGACGUGGCAGAGACGUGGGACUUAUCAACAAAGAAAAUAUUCCUUCUGGGUUCAACAGCCUUGAAGAUUGUAUUUUGAAUGCUCAGGAAGUGGAAAAAUUGUAUGAGAAUACUUCUGGUUAUAUUGGAGAACGGGGCAAACCUAAACGUCAGAAAUCAAGUUCCAAACUUUCUGAACUCAGUGAAAACCAAGAUGGUCUUGUGAAUAUGGAAAGCCCCAAUUCCACACCUUCUCAUGAGAGGGCUGGACCUGACAAUGUUGAACUGAUGUCUGAUGAAAGUAAAGAAGAUGAAAAAGACAGCGGACAUACCCAGCAUUUUGAGACCCCCACAAUGAAGAUUCAGGAGCACCCGGGCAUACCUGACACCAAACUGCAGAGGACUCCAGAUGCCGAAGACCAGCGGGAGAGCUUCGUCUCCCAAGUGCCUGAGCUCGACCUGACUGCAUUGUGUGAUGACAAGAGCUGGGAAGAGCCCAUCCCUACCUUCUCAUGGCAGCAGGAGAACGUGGACUCUGAUGAAGCACGCCUCUCCCCGCAGGCCGGACGCCUGAUUCGCCAGCUUCUGGAUGAAGACAGUGACCCCAUGCUCUCUCCUCGGUUCUACGCUUAUGGGCAGAGCAGGCAAUACCUGGAUGACACGGAAGUGCCUCCUUCUCCCCCAAAUUCCCAUUCUUUCAUGAGGCGCCGGAGCUCCUCUCUCGGGUCCUAUGAUGAUGAGCGGGAGGACCUGACACCGGCCCAGCUCACGCGAAGGAUUCAGAACCUUAAAAAGAAGAUCCGAAAGUUCGAAGAUAGAUUUGAAGAGGAGAGGAAGUACAGACCUUCCCACAGUGACAAAGCAGCCAAUCCAGAGGUUCUAAAAUGGACAAAUGACCUUGCCAAAUUCCGGAAACAGCUUAAAGAGUCCAAACUAAAGAUAUCAGAAGAGGACCUAACCCCCAGGAUGCGGCAGCGAAGCAACACACUGCCCAAGAGUUUCGGCUCCCAGCUUGAGAAAGAAGACGAGAAGAAGCAAGAGCUCAUCGAUAAAGCCAUAAAGCCCAGCGUCGAGGCCACCCUGGAAUCCAUCCAGAGGAAGCUCCAGGAGAAGCGGGCAGAAAGCAGCCGUCCUGAGGACAUUAAGGAUAUGACCAAAGACCAGAUUGCCAACGAGAAAGUGGCCCUGCAGAAAGCUCUGUUAUAUUACGAAAGCAUUCAUGGGCGGCCGGUAAGCAAGAACGAGCGUCAGGUCAUGAAGCCACUGUAUGACAGAUACCGGCUGGUCAAACAGAUCCUGUCCCGAGCCAACACCAUCCCCAUCAUUGGAUCCCCCUCCAGCAAGCGGAGAAGCCCUUUGCUGCAGCCAAUUAUCGAGGGCGAAACGGCUUCCUUCUUCAAGGAGAUAAAGGAAGAAGAUGAGGGUUCGGAGGAUGAUAGUAACACGAAGCCAGACUUCACGGUCACUCUGAAGACUGAUUUCAGUGCACGCUGCUUCCUGGACCAAUUUGAAGAUGAUGCUGAUGGGUUUAUUUCCCCAAUGGAUGAUAAAAUACCAUCGAAGUGCAGCCAGGACACCGGGCUUUCAAAUCUCCAUGCUGCUUCAAUACCAGAACUCUUGGAACACCUGCAGGAAAUGAGAGAAGAAAAGAAAAGGAUUCGAAAGAAACUCCGUGAUUUUGAAGACAAUUUUUUCAGACAAAAUGGAAGAAAUGUCCAGAAGGAAGACCGCACUCCCAUGGCUGAAGAAUACAGUGAAUAUAAGCACAUAAAGGCAAAACUAAGGCUCUUGGAGGUGCUCAUCAGCAAGAGAGACAUUGAUUCCAAGUCCAUGUGAGGGGACAGCCCCAGCCCGCGCGGAGGGGCUACAGGAGCAAGCUGAGCUUGGCGCCCGCCUCCCCUCGUCAACAGCCGCUCUGCACAAACUGGAAGGCAGCCUUGGAGCUGGACCUGCAAAGCAUGUAGCCCUUUGGCCUCCAGGCCUUUGGGAUCAGUCCAUUUUCGCUGCCAGCCUCAGAAACUGCCUGGAUGGAAGAAGGCAGCCUGCCUGGAUUUAAGAAUUUUGUAAGGAAAAGUCAAGAUCCCCCAGGUGCACAGAGACACGAGGGGAAGAUUUCCUAACGCUGGCAGUGACGAAUCACUCCGUGGAGACAUACUCAUCUACAGAGAACGUGCACAGUUCUUCCCUUGGAUAACUGAGGAACAUGUCUACUGUGAUAACAAGAAACAAAGCCCAGCUCAGGACUCCACUCUGAAGAGCGAACUCGCCGUGCGUGUCCAUGUCCUCUUUGCACCCGGUAAAGUGGGAACAGGCGUCAGAGCCCUAUUUGCUGCCUUGGCCAUUCUCGUGAGCUUCCCACAGAGCUGCACCUCUCCCCCUCGUGCGACUUGUUCCCCUUAGGUUCUCAGGUAGACGGAAGCCGCGUCUGCCCGGCACGGCGAUGCAGUCGUCUGUUGGACGGUGUGUUGCUUCAGGACUUCUUCAGCUGACGAAGAAUUGUGAUCCCUGAGUAGGACUGGAUCAUUUGCAGAGGACAGAGGGAAUAUAGCUAUAGUCAUGCUGAUUUUUUAAAUCAGGCAACAGGGUGAAGAGCCUCGAAAAUUCCUUCCUGGACAUAGAUUGCACUUAAUCAGUCUCAGAUUUUCACAUCCAACACUAAGCAAGGCCAGCAUGCUACAGCAUCCUCUUUGGGGCUUGGUUUCAAUUUUGACUCUAGCCAAACCUAAAGGAUCUUGCUUAAUUCUUAGCUUAAGUAUUGAGGAUCAUGAGAAAGAGAGAGAGUAAGAAGAGCCUGUGUUCUAAGCCUUCUGAGUUCUUAUCAGAGUUUAAUGGUUUUUGUUUUUGUUUUUGUUUUUUAAGUAAACCUGCACUAAAAUCCCCUCACCAAGGGGGUAAAUGUAGCCCUCAGAACUCAGCCCAAGGCCGAAUCUAAAUCACACUAUUUUCAAGAUCAUGUGUAAAGAGUAAAAGAAUGGUGUGUGGUCACUUAGGAUUAUAAUUUUUUCAGAGACUGUGUCACAAAGCUGUCUAUAUUAGACAUUUGGGGAAGACCAGGGAAUUUAAAACACCGAAUUCUUCAUCUCUUCACUGUGCUGAUGUCACCUUGUGAUUUUCACCUUCCAUGUCUGCACCGAGGAAAGUGAAUUCUGUCUCUGCCUGUUGGUCCAAGGCCUCCGUUUGCGCUCUGUGGGCUGGAGCACAGGUGUCCACACACCAGCCGCCGGCUGCCUAGAGAAGGCACUUUGGCGGGAUUGCCUGUUGAAGAUAAUGUCACAGGGGGAGCAGGAGAGCAAGGCUGCUGCCCUCCUGUUGGCUUUGAGAGAUACCUUCCUCAAGGGUACCAUUGUGUUCGGUGUGGUAAGAAGAAGAAAAUAAAAAUGUAAAACUCUACUGACCCGUCGUCAGUUUCAAAAUGGGUUCUUGAGAAACUGGUCAGAUUGUAGUGAUAGCACUGUUUUCCAUUGCUGAAGUGAGGUAGAAGCUGUCAGUUGACAAUUGUUCUAAGUCGGGAAUAGGGGGAAAAGAAUACCUUUAUGUUUGCUCUUAAAAAUAAUCAUAUAGAAGCAUGAGCUGUGUGUUGGAAGUGCCCUGUGUUAAUCCACACAUUUAAAGACGGUACAUAAUCUACAGAUUUAAAUGUACGUGAAUCUAUAGUUUGGUAUUCUUUGCUCUACUGUUUACAUUGCAGAUCACUAUAAUUUCAAGGAGUUAUAUUAUAAAUAAAAUUAAGCACUUUAGGACGUUUUCUAUUUUUGAAAUCUGAACAUGAAUCAUUCACAUGACCAAAAAUUGUAUUUUUUAAAAGAAAUCCAUGUCUAGUCUGUCCUUUUUGAGUAAUUUUUCUCUUAAAUAAGCUAUAAUACAAAUCAAAUCAUUACCAGUUAACCUUUAAAGCACAUCUGUUUAAUAAGAGUAUUGUUUUGAAAAUACUAAUACGCUACAGAAUUUUAAAACAUGCUAUAUAUAAAUGAGGAGCUACUAAAUGUUUGAAAUCUAUUGUUUCUGCCGAAGGUAAAUUAAAUAAAAGAUUUAUCCAGGACUCCCCAUUCAAAUUUGUAUGAUUAAAUAAAAGAAAACACCAAGUUACAGUCAAAUAAAUUGUGUAUGGAAUGUCAUGUUUUCCUUUGUAAUUUCUCCUCUAUAUUAAUUUCAUAGAAGGGCACCCAGAUUAAGGGCGGAAAAGCCCUGUUUAUACUCGAUCCUAUUUGAAGACAUGGCAGUAGGUGACGGCUCUGCCAGAAAUGCUGAGGCAAAUUUGUUUCCACAGCAACCAUUUCUGUAGCCCAGGGUCUCAAGGCUCUAGAGGCGUCGUCUUAAUUGGCUUCAUACAGAAGGCUCUGGACGGGGGUUUUUCCUUUGCUCUCUUGGGAAUGUGUGUGUGUGUUUAUUAGCACACGCCAACAAAAGAAAUGUCAGGUGUUUUUUAAUAACAACGAUAAGUAAAGGUGAAGCAUGAAUAAACUUGAUUGUAUGAUUGUAAGAAUUAGAAAUAGCAGAGGCUUGUCAUUUUCACAAGCAUUUGCUUUUUGUGUGUUCAGGAGUAAACAUUGAAAUGGAUGUUUAUGUUCUGUCGGUAUGGUAUCAUUACUGCAUUUCAUCUCUGAAUCAUUCGGUUUGAAUUUGCUCUUCAGACAUGUAUGUGCAAGGUUUAGGAGAAGGGCCUGCUUAGAAGUUUUUCAGACGGCUGCUUUGUCUUGUGCUAGUAGAAGCAAGCUCACACAACCUCAGUGAUCUCCCUGAAUUCAGGGGAAAUUUCCAUAGAAGACCAAACCAAAUUUCAUACUGGAGAACUGAUUUGUUUUUCUUUUAAUUCCUAGCCAUAAUGCAUGGAGAGCUAAAAAUUAGAUUUCUUCCCUCUCGUUGCUAGUUUGAAGUCAAAUCUUACCACUCAUCAUAUAGGCGGGGAUCAGCCACGUCUCUAUUUGUAACAUUAGUGUAAGUCUUGCUUCGUCUCAUUCUGAUGCAAUGCUUGCGUGGUAUCCGAAGAGGCUGUCCCAGGUGUGGCACUUCUAGCCCAGGACAAGUGUCACAAGGCUGUGCUAGACUCAUAAAUACUGCACUGAGCUGUCCUGAGGCGAGCAGUCUUAGAGCCCCCUGAGGGCUGAGCAUUUGUGAAUGUGGUUGAGCUUGGAAUUCCUAAAAAGGUGACUACUUAGGUUUAUCAAAGGGGCCGCCAUGGUAUCGAUUACAUUGGUUCUUUCUAGAACUUCCUAUUUCUCAGCAGACAGAACUGGGCCCAGUAUACAGAACUGGUCCAAUUUACAAGGAAAAUCAGAUUUUAGUUUGUUGAUUCACCUUUUCAAAGAGAUUCUUAAUCUGAUCAUGAAGAUGCCACUUUUCUUAACCUUAUUACUUUUGAUGCCAUAAACUAUCAACUGCUUUAUGAAACGUUGGCUGUAGUCUAAAUUCUGUCUUGCAUUCAAGAAGGAUCUUCCCAACGCACUGCUUCCUGGAGGGUUUUUUUCACGCCUUGGUGGGGGGAGAUGGUUUCUGCACUAAGACCAACACCUCCUUUACAUUCUUUUUCAGUAUCCACUUGGGUACAUCCAAAGGGAGAGAGGACACCAUACUAAAGUAUGAAGCCUUUAGGUGCAGCAGAACUCACAAAGUGCUUUCUUUCCCUUUAUUCCCUUCUUUUAUUUUUCCUCCGCUUGACCCUCAAAAUGACCUGAAGAGUACAUUUUGCCAUAAGAGUAGCUAAACGUAUUUUCAAAUGUUUAUUCAGAUGGUGCAUCCUAACACUUCACACGGUCAAUGAGGCAAGCUCACAAUGAGAGCGUGUGUGUGGCAGGUGCAGCCUCGUGGCGUUGGCCCUUGGCGGAGUAGGACCGUGCCCCUGGGGCAUCUGCAUUCCUCUGCUAUAUGAUCCUUCAUAAUAAAAGUGUGGACAUCGGCAGAGAUCAGUUACAGAUCUACACAAACGUGUGUGUAAAAUGAAAUAUCUCCAGCUCCAAGUCACUAUGGCUGAGACGUCACAAUUCCAUCUCUGGAGAUGCUCGUCUGCCCGGAAUCUGCCCUGUCGGGCUCCUGCACGUGGCUGGAGAAAUCGGUGAGGCAGAUCUGAUUCUCAAUCUGAAAGCACGUAUACGUGCUGUCACGAAAAUCUCCAAGAGUAGAUACAAUCUUCGUUAAUAAUAUGGGCCCAGAACAAUGUUUACACGAAAUGUGAGCAGAACGUGUUUGAAAUUACAGUUGUCCUUUUUUAAAAUGCAAACCGAAUGAAAAAUGUUGUGCACACUUUUGUACAUGACUGUAUUUUGUAUAAACUUAAAUAAAAUAUUUUUCACUGUGA
This is a messenger RNA of Lutra lutra (Eurasian river otter), 7770 nucleotides long. RefSeq names its product family with sequence similarity 13 member A (gene FAM13A). The transcript has 25 exons. The record is from RefSeq and is a predicted model, not a curated record. Lineage: Eukaryota; Metazoa; Chordata; Mammalia; Carnivora; Mustelidae. Bases 120 to 3314 code for a protein of 1064 amino acids. Gene Ontology annotation, biological process: signal transduction.